Messenger RNA from Anolis sagrei ordinatus, 4065 nucleotides. RefSeq names its product serine/threonine kinase 32C (gene STK32C). NCBI's taxonomy places the organism in Eukaryota, Metazoa, Chordata, Lepidosauria, Squamata, Anolidae. The record is from RefSeq and is a predicted model, not a curated record. Gene Ontology annotation, biological process: protein phosphorylation. Gene Ontology annotation, molecular function: protein kinase activity; ATP binding.
CGGGCGGGCGGUCAUCGGCACGGCGGGUCAGUCCACCCUUCUCCGGAGCGCCUGGCCAUUCCAAGAAAGCGCGAGGGGGCGGGGGAGAGCGCGCCUUCGGGACUCGCCGGUGCCUUCCUCUCCCCCCUUCUUAGGAUGCUCUCCGAGAGACUCCCCGUGGCAUUGUUCGCUUCCCCCUUUUGAAUGAGGGGCGGGGAAGGAAGGAGGGAAGCAAGCGAGGAAGGAGGGUCCAUCUCCGUGAUUUCGGAUGAGAAGCUUGCCCGGCAAGUCGGUGUCCUCCUUCUCCUCGGGUCUGAGACAAAAGGGAGCGAGUGGUGAGGCGUGGAGGAUCUCCCUGGGUCCUUCUCUCCCUUCGGGAUCCCUUGCUCUCCCUCUCCGCCUCCUCGUUUGCCGCCGAUCCCGGCUGGCCCAGCUCCCGGGGGCUCCUUAGGGCAUGCCAUCUCGCCCCUGCCGCCAAUGUUUCACUGGAGCAAGUGGAAGAAGAGGAUGGGCGCCAGCACUUCCUUCUCCUCUUCUUCCAAGAGACCCGUCUUCGACGAGAAGGAGGAUGUGAACUUUGACCAUUUCCAGAUACUUCGAGCAAUUGGGAAAGGAAGUUUUGGCAAGGUGUGCAUUGUACAAAAGAGAGACACAGAGAAAAUGUAUGCCAUGAAGUACAUGAAUAAGCAGCAGUGCAUCGAAAGAGACGAGGUUCGGAAUGUGUUCAGAGAACUGGAGAUCCUGCAGGAGAUAGAGCACGUCUUCUUGGUGAAUCUCUGGUACUCUUUUCAGGAUGAAGAAGACAUGUUUAUGGUAGUAGAUCUGCUCCUCGGUGGUGACCUACGUUAUCAUCUCCAACAAAAUGUGCAGUUUACUGAGGAAACAGUGAAACUGUAUAUCUGUGAGAUGGCAUCAGCUUUAGACUAUCUGCGUAGUCAGCAUAUCAUACACAGAGACGUGAAACCAGACAACAUUCUCCUUGAUGAACAAGGUCAUGCACACCUGACAGAUUUUAAUAUUGCAACAAUCGUAAGAGAUGGUGAAAGAGCAACCGCUUUAGCUGGAACUAAGCCGUAUAUGGCUCCAGAGAUCUUUCAUUCCUUUCUGAAUGGUGGAACCGGUUACUCCUUUGAAGUUGACUGGUGGUCACUUGGAGUGAUGGCAUAUGAGCUCCUUCGUGGAUGGAGGCCUUAUGACAUCCACUCCAACAGCCCAGUGGAAUCUUUAGUCCAGUUGUUCAGCACCGUGAGUGUCCAGUACAUGACAGGAUGGUCAAAAGACAUGGUGGCAUUACUGAGAAAGCUUUUGACUGUCAAUCCUGAACAUCGGUUUUCAAGUCUAGCUAAUAUCCAGACGUCGUCCUAUUUAUCGAAUGUGGAUUGGGAUGAAAUAUGUGAAAAGAAAGUGGAGCCAGGUUUUGUUCCUAAUAAAGGCCGCCUGCACUGCGAUCCCACCUUUGAGUUAGAAGAGAUGAUCCUGGAGUCAAGGCCCCUGCACAAGAAGAAGAAGAGGCUCGCAAAGAAUAAAUCCAGGGAUAACAGCAAGGACAGCUCACAGUCGGAAAAUGACUACCUCCAGGACUGCCUUGAUGCAAUUCAGCAAGACUUUGUAAUCUUUAACAGAGAAAAAUUGAAGAAGAGUCAAGAUCAAAUGAACGAGUCCAUUUCUCCUCCCGAAACUACCGAUGAAGCUGAGACUGAAACAGAAUCUGAAAAUUCCAAUCUGAAUAUGUGUAGCUCAGUAUGUUCUUCCACAGGCAGCAGCUAGGACUACUGAGAUGAAGCUUGCACAUCUCUUGAAUAAUUCAUUCUCAGGUUGUACUGACAAGCCGAUGACAGUACAUUGAGUAUUUUAGUUGAGAUUUGAAAAAACAAAUAAAUAAAAGAAAGGAGUCACAAAAACCAACACUGUAGAACCACGGCAGAGGCAGAUCGUUCUUACAGAACUCAUGGUUUUGAAAGAUUGCCUGAUAUUUUGCUAUGCAACACACUGGCGGAAACCGUUCCUUUCUUUUUCCUUUUCUUUUCAUAGUGGCAUGAAAUGUAUUUUUUUCAGGUGGUCAACGAUGGCGACCAGAUCCAAGUUUAGGUCCAAGAGAAUACACAUCCAAAGCAUGCCAGGUGGGAUGGCAAGGGCAGGAAAGAGUUCAAAAUAAUUGAAAACUCGUUUUCACAGUACUGUCCUUGUACUCAGUCUGAUGCAUGCAAGAUUGUCCCUUAGUAGCUUCAGAACAUCUGAGGGUUAUCGCAGAGCAUGACAGCUGCAAACUACCUAUAGGGACAGGUUGAGUGUCAUCUUGUUGGUGCUUAACUCUCCACAAGUCUAGUUUCAGUGUUAUGAAGUAUUUUCCAAGGCAUUUGAACCUAGGGCCAAAUUCACUGGCUUUUUGCAGCUGAACAUUUAAAAUGGCAGAGUGUUUUUCCUAAACCAACUAAGAAAAGGUGAUUUCUUUUCUAAGCAGACCAAAACUAUUUUAAAAGUUAUACUUCUUUACAAGAGUAGAUUACAAGCAUGUGACAACAGACAAGUGUUUCUCCACUCUUAUGAAGGAGUAGGACACAAAGUUGCCUGUGUAGAGAUAGGAUACUUUAGAUACUGAUGCCCUAAUUUUGGCGGAAGUGAUGCCUUGAUGCUUCUCUCUGUUUACAUUGUUCGAAGUGUAAUUUAAAGUAUUGUAUAUAAAUUUCUAGCAUCUGUCGUCUCAUAAGAAUUGGAAAAAUCUGAUGUUUGUUCCAGCUGUAGAUAUUGCCUUUAAUGAUUGUUUCCCUCUUUGGCGACUGUCCUAUACGCAGUUACCAGAGUGUAAGAUCCACUGAACUUAGUGGGAUUUCCUUAUAUGUAGAUAUGCAUUGGAUUGCAUUGUUAAUGGCUUACUUUGCUGUAGAGUGAUAUUAGGUCACGAUUAAAACACUUCGAACUCUGUUCUAGGACAGCAAAUAUUUGUAUUGUACAUAAGGCUUGUAAUUGUUUUCAGUCAAACUGUUUGUUACCAAGUGUCUAAAAGACUGUCCUGUUUGCAUCUCUGUUGUGUUUUCCUAAUGGAAAGUGGACUUAGCAUGCUUUUCGGGUCAAGAUACCCUUUUUCUGCUCUCCUUUUGAGGCAUCUGCUCCAAAGCCAGUGUGCCAGGCUUGAACCAGGAUCAACCUAAAAGCAGGAAUCUUUACAGCCUUACUUUUCAAGCUACAACUACCUCUGUAGCUGUGCUGUAUCAAGAUCUUUUCUAUUUCUCUGCUGCUACAGAAAAACGAGAGCAUGGAAUUCCUGUCAACUCUUCAUCCCAACCCACACAACAAAUGACAUAACAGGUCUAUCACCGUUUUAUAUGGGCAACAACCAAAACACGCUUAGCUUUCCACAGUUUUAUGUGGAGGCUGGUAAAAAAUAAAGUGUUAAGACAAAAUUUCAUACGAUACACGACAAAAGAUAUUCAGGUGUGCUAGGCACAAUGUGUUGGGCACAAAGACGCCAAAGCUUUCCUAUCAGUCGUUCCAUUAUUUCCAGGCUGUAGCCAGAUAAUCGACAUGUCCACUCUACAGUUUUGCUGUAGUGCUUGUUCUAUUUUGGUAGUAUUGUGUCAUUUCCUUGGACUUGUAAUGGAGCAGCUCUCAAACGACCCAGACGUAAGACUGUUUUAGGUUGCACUAUGCCAGCAGCUGUUCUGGUGCAGCACAAAACCCCAAAUGUUACGCUGCAGGCGUAGCCACCCAUGCCAGCAGUAAUGUUUAUAGACUCCAAGUGCCAACACAGUUAGCCAGCUGCUCACAGAACACACUGCUCAGUUGCAUUAGCACAAGAGACUAUACAGUAAAAACAGUCCAGCUUCAAUCCCAGAUUUAAGUGUGGUUUGACAGUCAUAUCCCUUAUUUAUCUGCUGUGUCAGAUUCAUCAAACACAAAUUCAAAAUGUAGAGUUUUCAAUUGGUAUUUCCAAAUGGAAAGAAUGUUCCCAUAGCUACCAUUGUGCCGAGUGUUUGCCCUAGAUUUAGAGACAAUGACUGUCUUGUUAAAUUCAUUUUUUUGCCUUGGUAUAGCCAGUAGAUGUAGUUACUGGUGAGCCAAGUCACAGGGAACCUAAGGAUAUAUUUU